ACAAGCUAAAAUGAGAAGCAUGCUCCACAUCUUAGCAUCUGACACGCCACAGAAAUGGGUAACAUUGCAUGUUCUGGGUUCUAGCUUCACACAUUCCUAUGUAUUCUAAAUUCAUCAGUUACUGGAUAAUAUAAAAAACCCAGGCCUGGCAGUUGUAGCUCAAGCCCAGAAGUCCCUCCUCACGGUUAAGUGCUUUCUCUCUUAGGUUACAGGGUUAGAAUUAGAGGUGUUCAAAUUAUUUCAGAUCACCGGAGAAGAGUUGGGUGUGGAGUAGGAGUAGAAAGUUAGGCGUGAACGUGCAUUAAUUGCUGAGAAGCAGCACACAUCACACUGGCUCCUCCCCAUCUACUUAAUUUGAUGCUUAGUCUGAAAAUAAAUUCUGCAAGAGAAAGCAACCUCUGUUAACCUUUGGGAGCAUAUAGCAUUUCCUUCAUUUCUCUUGAUACGUAAAGCUUUGUUUUUCAGGCUUUAAUGCAACAGCAAUGGCUUGCCCCCAGCCAUUAGAUGAGCUUGUCUUUUUUGUGAAUGGCAGGAAGGUAACAGAGAGGCAGGCAGACCCUGAAGAAUUGCUGCUGUAUUAUCUAAGAAAGAAACUCCGUCUCUCAGGUACAAAAUAUGGCUGUGGAAUAGGAGGAUGUGGUGCCUGCACUGUGAUGAUAUCCACAUAUGAUCCAGUUGCCAAGCAGAUACAACAUCAUCCUGCUAACUCCUGCCUUCUCCCCAUAUGCUCUCUGCAUGGUGCUGCUGUCACUACUGUGGAAGGGGUUGGAAGCAUAAAAACCAGGAUUCAUCCAAUUCAGGAAAGGCUUGCCAAGUGCCAUGGUUCCCAGUGUGGCUUCUGCACCCCUGGAAUGGUGAUGUCCAUAUAUGCCUUACUGAGAAAUCAUGCCAAACCUUCCAUGGAGCAGAUAAUUUCUGCUCUGGAUGGUAAUUUAUGUCGUUGUACAGGAUACCGGCCAAUUAUAGACAGCUGCACAUUUUUUGUUGGGGAGCCAGCAUGUUGCCAGCUCAGAGGUACUGGACAGUGUUGCUUGGAUAAGGAAGAAUGUGUGUGUACAUCUUCUACAGAAGGUCAAAUUCAUUCAGGUCUUUGCAGUCCAGAAGAAUUCCCAUCCAUGGAUCCAACACAGGAAUUUAUAUUUCCUCCUGAACUAAUGAGGAUGGCUCAAGAGCAGCAAAAAAGAACUUUGGUUUUCCGUGGCAAGAGAACAACAUGGAUUUCUCCCCCUAGCCUGAAGGAGCUUCUGGAGCUGAAAGCCAAGUAUCCAAAGGCACCCCUGGUUGUGGGGAACACCAGUGUGGGACUCAAAAAAAAUCACCAUGGUACCUAUUAUCCAAUCAUUCUUCAUCCUGUUAGGAUUCCAGAGAUGCAUGUUGUGAGUAGCACAAACAAUGGGCUAGUAAUAGGAGCUGCCUGCUGCUUGGCCCAGCUCAGAGACAUCCUGACGGAGGCAGUCACAAAACUUCCACAGGAGAAAACAAAAAUCUACCAAACUCUCUUGCAACACCUGAGAACUCUAGCUGGAGAACAGAUCAGGAGCAUGGCAUCUUUAGGAGGACACAUUGUAAGCAGGGGAUCAACAUGGGACUUGAACCCAAUCUUAUCAGUUGGCAAAUCUGUCCUCAACUUGGCAUCAGAAGAUGGUGAAAGACAGAUUCUUUUAAAUGAUCAGUUUCUUGCUGGCUGUGAGAAUGCAGACAUAAAGGCCAAGGAGGUCAUUGUUUCUGUUCUCAUCCCAUACUCGCUGAAGGAUGACUUUAUUUCAGCCUUCAGGCAGGCUGAAAGUCAGAAAAAUGCUUUUUCCAUAGUGAAUUCUGGAAUGAGAGUCCUCUUCAAUCCAGGCACAGAUACUAUUGCAGAUCUGAGUAUUUUGUAUGGAGGCAUUGGCUCAACCACGAUCAGUGCAAGGAAGUCCUGCAAGAAGCUCAUAGGAAGGCAAUGGAAUGAUCAGAUGCUGAAUGAAGCUUGCAGACUGGUGCUGGAGGAAAUUUUCCUCCCUCCAUCAGCUCAGGGUGGAAAAGUGGAAUAUAGAAGAACUCUGCUUGUCAGCUUCCUUUUCAGAUUUUACCUGAAAGUGUUACAUGGUUUAUAUCAGAUGUAUCCCUUCAGGUAUGCUGAGCUCUCACAGGAGAGGAUGAGUGCUUUGGGAUUGCUACAAAGUGGUGCUCCCCAGGGUGUCCAGAUCUAUCAGGAUGUUGACCCAGGACAGUCUCCACAAGAUCCUGUGGGCCGUCCCAUCAUGCACCAGUCUGGUAUUAAGCAUGCCACUGGUGAAGCAGUUUACAUUGAUGACAUUCGUCCAGUGGAUGGAGAACUUUCACUGGCUGUGGUCACCAGUAUUAAAGCCCAUGCAAAGAUUAUAUCAAUUGAUGCAUCAGAAGCCCUUCAGGUGCCAGGAGUGGUUGAUGUUGUGACAGCAAGAGAUAUUCCGGGGGAAAAUGGCAAGGAUGAGCAAGCAUAUGCAGAAGAUAAGGUGAUUUGUGUUGGUCAGAUAAUCUGUGCUGUGGUUGCAGAGUCACUGACUCAGGCAAAGUGUGGGGCUGAGAAAGUGAAGAUAGUGUAUGAAGAUCUGGAGCCAGUUCUGACCAUUGAGGAUGCAAUAAAACAUAAUUCAUACAUUACUGAAGAAAGGAAAAUAGAAAAAGGAGAUAUUGAGAAAGGAUUCAAGUCUGCUGAUGGAAUCAUAGAAGGUGAAUUGCACACAGGAGGACAGGAACAUUUUUACCUGGAAACAAAUAGUGUGCUUGUUAUUCCAAGGGUGGAGGAUAAAGAAAUGGAUGUGUAUGUGUCAAGUCAGCACGUAACAGGUGUACAGGAAUUAGUGGCUUCAGCUUUAAACCUCCAGUCCAAUAAAAUUAUGUGCCAUGUGAAACGUGUUGGUGGAGCAUUCGGUGGGAAGAUUACUAAACCUUCACUCUUUGCUGUAGUUGCAGCAGUGGCAGCCAACAAGACCGGGCAUCCAGUUCGUUUUGCCCUUGGAAGAAAUAUGGAUAUGUUGAUCACUGGUGGACGGCACCCUUUCUUUGGAAAAUAUAAAGUUGGAUUCAUGAAUGAUGGUAGAAUCAUAGCUGCCGAUUUUCAGUGCUAUAUAAAUGGUGGCUGUACAACAGACGAGUCUGAAUUGGUGAUUGAAUACAUUGUGUUGAAAGUGGACAAUGCAUAUAAUAUCCCAAAUCUCCGAGUCAGGGGCCAUGCCUGCAAGACUAAUUUGCCUUCCAACACUGCCUUUCGUGGAUUUGGGUUUCCCCAAGCAGGUCUGUUUAUGGAGACAUGUAUUGUGGCUGUGGCAACCCAAACUGGCCUACCACAUGAGAAGGUUAGGGAAAUAAACAUGUACAAAGGAGUUAACCUAACAUCCUUCAAAGAAGAGUUUAAUGCAAAGAAUCUGUGGAAAUGUUGGGAAGAAUGUUUGGACAAGUCUGACUACUACAACCGAAAAGCAAUGGUGGAAGAAUUUAACACAAAAAAUUACUGGAGAAAGAAAGGGAUUGCCAUCAUUCCCAUGAAGUUUUCUGUUGGAUUUAAUGAAACUUAUUUUCAUCAGGCUGGAGCUCUCGUCCAUAUCUAUAUAGAUGGGUCUGUGCUAGUCACUCAUGGUGGAAUUGAACUGGGACAAGGAAUUCACACUAAGAUGUUACAGAUUGUCAGUCGUGAACUGAAGAUACCAUUGUCAUAUAUACACUUCUGUGAAACAAGCACGACAACUGUACCUAAUGGCAAAUACACAGCAGCAUCAGUUGGAACAGAAAUCAAUGCAAGAGCAGUCCAGGAUGCUUGUCAAAUCCUUUGGAAGCGUCUGGACCCUAUACGAAGAGACAAUCCUAAUGGCAAAUGGGAAGACUGGAUCAGUGAAGCUCACAAACAAAGCAUCAGUCUUUCAGCUACUGGCUAUUUCAAAGGUUAUGUAACAAACAUGAACUGGGACACACAGAAAGGCCAUGCGUUUCCGUAUUUUCUCUUUGGAGUUGCGUGUUCUGAAGUAGAAAUAGACUGUUUGACAGGAGCCCACAAGAAUAUCAGAACAGACAUUGUCAUGGAUGCGUGUUUUAGCAUAAAUCCAGCUAUAGAUAUAGGACAGAUUGAAGGGGCCUUCAUUCAGGGAGUUGGUCUUUAUACAUUAGAAGAAAUCUACUUUUCCCCAGAAGGAGAGCAGCUAACUCUUGGCCCAGAUACAUACAAGAUUCCUGCCAUCUGUGACAUUCCUGAGCAGUUCCAUGUCUAUUUACUGCCAAAUUCAUGCAACUCCAUUGCUAUCUAUUCUUCCAAGGGCAUGGGAGAGGCUGGAUUCUUCCUCGGCAGCUCAGUGUUCUUUGCAAUACGAGAUGCAGUGGCUGCUGCACGGAAGGAAAGAGGACUGCCCCUGGACUUCACACUGAACAGCCCCUUGACUGUUGAGCAAACUCGCAUGGCCUGUGCUGAUGUCUUUACUGAGAUGAUUCCAAAAGAUAAACCUGGAACCUAUAAGCCAUGGGCCAUCAAUAUAUCUUAAUACUGCUUUCCUAAGUACCAAGCAACUAGGUGACUCCUUCAGCCACUUACUGACUGAAAGCUUUCCUGCAAGAAAGAACUGUAAUACUUACACACCCCGAUAUAUAUAUAUAUAUCUGUCUUUGUAGAAUGAGAACAAGCACCAGUUCUCUUGUCAUGCCAUGUAAGAGACCUCUUAUUUUGAAACAUACGUGUCUUUCUAAAUCAAAUUGUGUUCCAUGCUACACUGGAAUAAUUCUGGAGUUACCCCACGAACUUGCAAGAAUUCACCUGCGAUUUUGAAAAUACCUGCAAUGAAGAGCAGGUCACAAAUAGUACCAUUUUGCCACUUCUGCAUCUAGUUUGAGAUUCAUAACUAUUGUUACCCACUCUUUCUGUUCUUCUGGUACUUGAAAAUCCCGAGGAUCAGAACUAGACACUGUACAAACUAGUGAUAAGCAAUAUAUCAAUGUUACAGUAGAGCAGAAAUGGCAAAAGUUUUCUAGACACUGCUGUAUUAUUAUUACCACAGUGACCACAUAAUACCGCAGCAUAGCUCUUUGCUUCCUGGCAGACCACCUCAGACCUGAUCCAUACCACUAGUUCUCU
Molecule: messenger RNA, 5077 nt
Organism: Pezoporus flaviventris
Lineage: Eukaryota; Metazoa; Chordata; Aves; Psittaciformes; Psittacidae
Product: aldehyde oxidase 2-like
Exons: 35
Coding region: 483-4490 (1335 amino acids)
Molecular function (GO): iron ion binding; FAD binding; NAD binding
Source: RefSeq, a predicted model, not a curated record